Purpureocillium lilacinum is the source of this 3528-nucleotide messenger RNA. RefSeq lists its product as uncharacterized. Lineage: Eukaryota; Fungi; Ascomycota; Sordariomycetes; Hypocreales; Ophiocordycipitaceae. The record is from RefSeq and is a predicted model, not a curated record.
AUGCCUGGCGAUCGGCCCCCGUCGAUAGCGGGGACUGCUUUUCCGACGUCAUGGUCCCCCGCCGACCUGGGCGAUGAAGCUGAGCCCACAACACGACAAUCCGUGAAGUUCGACCAGAGGGGCAUUGCCGAGUAUGCCACCUUUACAAUCCAGGAACGGCGGCGCCAACGGGACAAGUCGGCAAAUUGGCCACCAUCUCUGUUAGGCGCCAACGCCGUCCCUGUUUCAGUGCCCUUGGAGACCCUGGAGAGGACCCAGUCUACUCUUGACCUCCACGCCAUGAUGGGUCAUUCGAUAUACAUGGUGAAGCGGCGACGCCGGCUAGACGGCUCAAGGCGCGCGACGGGCCUCCCGUGGACAUUCGACGUCGACGACGAGUUUCCCCUCACGCCCUAUACGAUAGCACAAAUUAUCGACUGCUAUCACAAACAGGGGCCUGUCGAUCAUGGCAACGACGAGACCUGGGCAGCAGCCGAAGACUUUGUCGAGGAACUGAAGUUCGGCGGCCGCGGCGCCGCCCUGCACGCCUUGAUGACGACCCUUCGCAAUGGCCGUGGCGCCAGCGCCUAUGCGAAUGCGCAUCCUGAGGACUUCCAUGGCAUCGAUGACCUGGUCAUGCAAACGAUGAAGCUGGACAUGGCGUCGGCAGCGACACCGCCACCGCCAGACGUCGGAUGGGAAGAAGUGUGCGCCAAGUACGGCCUUGACCCGCGGCACUUGUCCCUGUACCCGAACCAGGGCGUGCAACCACUCACGCCACACCAAGUUGCGGACCUGGACAUCCUCAUGCACCGCGUCGAAGCAGGCCUCAGUAUCAUGCUGAGCAAUGACAGUGGCCUCGGCAAGACUCGGGAGCUCUACGCUCUUGUCGUCCUGCACACCCGCCUUUUGGAGAAAAAGCGCACCUACGACAGCACUGUGGCGUUCAAGCCUUCCCUCAUCAUCAGCACUGUUCCGAAGAUCGAGCAGACAGCGCAGGAGUCGACACACUUCCCGGACAUCACUCUCUUUGUGUACUACUGCGAUUCUGGCCCGAGUGGCUCUGCUCAGAACACGCGUCACGUCGGAAACCUGAGUUCCAUUUUGGAGAAGGUGGACCCCGCGGACCCCAAGACUGGCAGAACGGUCAUUCUCACGACCUACCAGACUCUGCAAUUGACGGAAGUUUCGGUUUCUGAAUCGCCGUUUGUCUUUCGCCAAAAGGUGCAACCUCAAGCAUGUCGGCCGCAGGGACAUGAUGCCACAAGCGAGGAUGACGCCGACGAGAGAGCCGUCGCCCUUCGCUAUGAAACGGAUCAAGAGGUGUUGUGGCGAUGCCAGAACACACCUCGCGUAUCCAACCCAAGAAGCGAAUCCUUGCCCCGAGCGCUCAGCGGCACAUAUCCAUGGCAUUCGGUGAUGUUUGUGGAAGCAGGAGACGUCCCUGAGUCGGACGGCAUUUCGACCAAGUACAGCCUGCGCAACCCAGGAUUAAAUAACCACCAGUUCGAAUUCCUCAUCGUCGACGAGGCCCACGUGGCGUGCCAGUUGAAUGGCGCAUUCAACAACACGCUGAGGCUCUUCAACUGGGAAAAGUUGCUCUGGGUUACCGGAAUGGUCCUCACGAGGAGCCUGCGGGAAAUACUGAGCCCAACCUACCUGAUGAGCCAAAAACUGGGCUUUACAGUAUCAGACUGGCACACGCUAGGACUCGGUGACUUGCAGCUCCUCUUUCACCCGGCCUACGACCCUACCGCACUCACCAACGACAUUGACGACCUUCGCUGUGGUGGGCUGCUCCAUCCCAAGUCCCCCUUUAUGGGCGAAAUCGAUGGACAUGUUUGCAAGCGGCUGUGGGACGAGCAUGGUGUCCGGGCCUGGAUGAUCAAUACUUACCUGAUCAACGAGGUUGGAGAGGCACGAGGUUGGGGUUUCCAGGUCGGAGCCAACGUCAUACGACCACUUCUGGAUAUGCUGUCUCUGCGGCGGACAUUCAACACACCAAUCACCCUGCCCGCGGGCAAGACGGUAUACCCUGCUCGGCAGUUGCCUCCCAUGAGCGUGUUGACGGAGGAGGUAGCAUUUUCCAAGGAAAGGGUCCCUGGAAUGCGCAAGGUAGUGCGCACCCAGGGCAGUGUCAUGGCCGAGAGCUUCUUGUCAUGUGGCGGCAGCGGCAGCCUCAGCUUGGCGGCCCAUCGCAUUGGCCAAUACGUCGCGCAUGAUUACCGAGCGCUGCAGCUCAUUAUCCAGCAGGAUUCUUGCCUCGACGUGUUCGGCCCCAAUCUUGAGGAGUCAGCGCGGUUUCUUCGGCAGUUGCGCGCUGGCGUCGCCACGAUGCCCUCCCAUACGCACACUGGCGAGCGUUUGGACAACAACGACGAAUCUCCGCCAGUCACGGACCCUGACAACCUCGAAGACAUUCGAAAGCUAGUUGAGAACGCCCCAUGUGGAUUUGCCAGCUACUACGUCAACAUCGCCAAGUUCGAUUUUAGUUAUCCUCCAUUCAUGGACAACGCGAUAUUGCUCGAAUCGAUGCUCUCGAGCAGUCCCGUUAUGGCGCGAGCAUGUCGCCUCAUUGUCCGCCAUGUCCUUGACCGCAACGAGCGAGUCCUGAUUGUCGUUGAAACGGACUUUUUGCAGGAGCUCCUGAUCACGGUGUGCGACGACCUCCUUAGCCUCCGAGUCAAUACAUGCCGUGCCAAGGAUCGCGCACACGACACGUUAAAGCAGGUCAGGGAGUUCAAUGACCCGGACAGCGGCUCGCAGGUUUUCAUUGCCAAUAUGAGCAUGCUUUCGACCGGCGUCAACCUCCACACAUGCUGCCACCUGGGCAUUACGGUAUCGUUCGCGCAAAACGCCAACCUCAUGCGGCAGGUGCAUUAUCUGCUCCAUCGGCUCGGACAGACGAAGCCAGUAACUUGGCAUGCCAUCAAGGCCAUUGAUUCGUUCCACGAUCACCAGGAGCUGCAUUGCGUCGCAAAGCUCGCAAGCCAACUGGCCGCCGAGCUCGACCUGCAGACGGGAUUCGGCGACGGCAUCGAGGAGGUCAUUGUUUUCGAGUGCAUGCGGGCCUACUAUCAUCACUCAUUCAAUCGGCUUGCCUGGGUGCUCUUGAAGCCCUCGGACCCGACGGGGUUCCGCUACUACGCGGACAACACGAUCAAACUUGGUCAUGCAUUGUCCAUCAUCGCCAAGAUGGCGAUUUCGACAGAGGGUAAGGAGCACCGGGCAUAUUUCUUGAGGGACAUAGGAAGGUACCUCGUCCAGACGCUCACCGAGUGGGUCUCCGACAAGCCUGUCGAGGACUUGUACCGUAGGUCGCUCGCGACCGGUGCCGAGCUGUGGGACAACGAGGAGGCCGACAAAGAAAUCGCCCAAGUCCUCGAGCAAGUGCGUGCCAGGUGUGAAGAGGAUGAAGCGGAGGAGGAGGCGCGCCAGACGCACCUUGCGCUUCAGAAGGAGCGAACCCGGCAGCGCGAUGCGUUCAAGGACCCCAACUUUGGUGACGACUGGGAGGUGGAGGAUGACUUCUGGGCCACUGAGGAGUAG